UCAGUGCGUGUGCACGAGGCUCCGCAAAGCUGCUGCUGCUCUGCUCUCCGGACGCGCAGAAGCAUCCUCAAACUUUGAUGAGCCGGAACCUGAACCGAGGCACCAUAGAAACAAAACUGACAUAGGCUACAACUGGAGUGAUCCGUUCUGUUAAAGAUCAUUUUUGAGGCUGCGUGCGCAAUUUCUGGUGGAUCAAGGUGAGUAGAAGUGCGAGAUUGAAAGUGUUUGUAGUGCGCGUUUUUAGAGAGACUGGAGCUGAUGUUUAUUUAUUCCUCUCUGUGUUGUACAAGUACAGGGGAAGUUUUGAGGAUGCCAUGAUUCGCAUCAAGAGAUUGGAUGUAUUUUUCUUCGUAUUUUGGAUUUUAAGUGGUCUUUACGCGCGUUUUCCAUGCUCGAUUUCACCUUAUUUACCCACCUUAUAUAACUGAUUCCCAUGUUUUCUGUUUAUUGACCACGUUGAGACUUAUUUUGAAGCCUCAUUUGUGUCAAUCGUACUUAACAGGUGUCAAAAUGGAAAGCACUCCGGUUGAAAUAUUCAAAGAAGAUAACAGUAAGUGCCUCUCCACAACGCUGGAGGACUGCGCAGUGAAUUCCUCAUCCUGGCUGUCCGGAUACCCAGAGAGCCUCAAUAUGACCCACGAUGAGAACUGGGAGGAGCAGGAGGGCAUGUCUCCCAUCAUCCCCAUCAUCACAGCUGUCUAUUCAGUGGUGUUUGUGGUCGGUUUACUGGGCAACUGCCUCGUGAUGUAUGUGAUCAUCAGGUAUGGUCAUCUCUUAUUAAAUAUUCUCUCUUGGAUAUUAAGAUAAAGAAUAAAUACUGGAGGUUUCAUGUUCAGAAAUGUUCUGUAAUCUGUUAUUUCUCCUCAUGAAGCUGCAUGAAGAUACUUGCUGGUAAAUUAUAAGUCCAUUUUGUGCCAAGCAGAUGAAUCCAUUUCUCCACAGUCACAUUAUAUUUUUUGGAGAGGGUAUUUGGCUUCCACACAGACCUCUGCUGUUUGGCUCAUGCCUCAUUUCCAUCACUCCUACAAUUUGCACUGUAAUGCUCAGCUCAGACAGCAGGAAAGCAGAUUUCUGCACUGGAUUGGUUAAAAGCUGCAGAUUUUGGAGUUUUAAUCCUCUGAGGAACAAACUCAAACAGAAAGAGUUGAGAUUAAUGCUGUCAUCUUAGAUUUGUGCUUAUAUUGACAGAUCCUGCCACCUUUAAUGGUUUAGCAGUGCCUGAAACCUUUAAAGUGGGUCCUUUUAUAAUUCAAUAACCCUCAAGACCUCCAAAAUAAUAACAAUAUACUGUAAAUCUCCUCUAGGCCAGUGGGUAUGAUAUUAAUCACAGUUGAAACCAGAGGUGCUUUAUCAAGCUGAUAGCCGCCUCGCACCUCAUUGGCUGUUAUUUAUGGUGUUCAAGAGCAACAAAUCUCCUUUGAUAUAAUGUGAAAUGCAGCAGUGUCAUCCUCAAAGCUUCGGCCCACUGACAACAAUUACCUCAAAUCAGGUUGAUUGCCUCGCCUGUCGGUAAAAGCCCAUUUUAUCACGUCAGUUCCAGUGAGGACUCAGAGUUUUAUUGUUUAGUUGCUCCUUGGAGGAGAAUAUAACUAAAGUUAAAGUGGUUUUAUGCUGAUUUAGAGCGAAGGAGUAUCUGGCAUUGCACUUGUUUGAGAAUUUAUCCAGUCAGGGGGAAACACAUUUGACUCACUGUGUGUUGAGUGGAGGUAUCUGACAUGGUAUUGCACCUUUUAUGGCUGUAGGUGGAUGAGGUCUAAUCAUGUAAAUGGACUUUUAACAGUAUUUGUUUGCUAACAGCUGGGAAGGAUCUCACUUCUAUUGCACAGUCUUUUAGCACCACAGAUGAUUCAGCUCCUUUCAGCAUGGUGUUUUGGCAGAGUUGGUGAAAAAACAAAUUUACAUCACACCAAAAGUUCCAAAACUUAAAAAAUGUAUACAUUUAAAAAGUAUUUUUUUCAAGAUGAUAAAGUAAUGUAAAGGAAGAAAAACAUUUUACAACAGGAUUUUUUUCUGGGUGGACAAAGCAUUAACUUGAACACACGUAAUUAUAUUGUGCCUAUUGGUUUAUAUUUUGUGUGGAUGCUACAAUAUUAGAAAACGACAUUUUGCAGCUUAAAAAUCACACACAGUGUUGCCAACUCCUCAGUAAGGAAAGUCGCUCAUGGCUGUUGCAAGAGUCGCUAGAUGACGUCAUUGCCUAAUUUGCAUAAUUUCUCAGUCAAACCCAAUCUUGCCGACGAUCCCCGCACCCCCUGGAAGAGGAGGAGGAGGAGUCUUCUGCGGGGUGUCCGAGUGUCUGUGUCUGUGUUUUUGAUGUACACCUGCUACCAGUUGAGAAGAGUAACAUCUAUUCUUGCGUUUAUGUUGGAGUCUCCAAACUCUGUAAAAGUCGCUAGAUUUGUCGCUAGACACUUUUUUGAAAAUAAGUCGCUAGGGGGGUCUGAAAAGUCGCUAAAUCUAGCAACAAAGCCGCUAGGCUGGAAACACUGAUCGCACAAUCAUAGUCGAUAUUGAAUCAAGCAAACUAACAGUAAACACAAUUAAAAAUAAGUGCUCAGUUUAUUACCAUGAGGAGCAGUUUGAAACUGAAUACCACUUUUUUUCUCUAAUAGCUGGUGGGGUCUAUAAACAGAGCUGAAAUCAGAGUAAUAUUUAUUUUAAUUUGGCAGGCAAAGAGAGACACUGCUUCAGAUUAAUGCUAAUAUCGCUCUUCGUGAGCUAACUAGCUAUCUGUUGCCAGAACAACUUUCGUUCAUAGAGGCCUCCCCCCAGAGGACGAUUAGCAUACCUUAACAUUUUUGCGGCGAGUAAAGAUAAAUGUAGCUCAUGAAUUUAUUUAAUAACUAUAACUUACAGCAGAAAUGUAAUGUGGUUUCUUAACCUCUUUAUAUCUUGUUUAAUUUGUUUGCUUAAAUUGUUAAUUACAGACCUUAGGAGUCGCUUUUAUUUCCAAUUCAGCGAUAAGCCACCUGUCCAGUUACAAUCAACAGCUCCAAAGAAUUACUUACUUUUUUCUGACUGUGUUCGUGAUUAAAAUCAGAUUUCGCUUUAUUUCAAUUUGAUAAGUUGGCUGUUUCUUUGAGUUUACAGUCUUAAGGUCCUUACACGGGGCGAUUAUUUCGGACGUCAAUACAAGCGUUCACAUCAGCGACGUUUUCCCGUCCUGCGAUAUUGCGGCAUUUAUAUUUUCGGAUUAUGGUCGAUUUUUCUAAAGUUUCACAUACUGUGUGUCAACUUCUGACCAAUCGGAUUGCGUGUUGUUGCGACAUCAGAUUCACUGGUAUAUCCAACAUGGCCGACCGGCUGAUUGUUUACAUGUCGGAGAACAGAGUGCUUUUUGAUAAAAAAUACAAACAUCCACAAUGACAACUUGUGGAGAGUCAUAGCGUCAGAUUUCUCAUAUGACGAUAGUUUGUGUGCUUGAACAGUUUGCUAAACGUCUUUGUUUUAACUUUCAUCUGUGCUAACGUAAGCUAACGGUUGUUAACAUAGUUUCAUGUGCUUAUCUGGUACUGGCCCCGACUCAGUAUAAGUGCUGACCGUUUGGCUUGAGUGUGUGAUGACGUUUUCAGCUUUUCUAGCCAAUCAGAGGCGAAGGAGGCGUGACUUUCCCCGGAAAAGUCUUCCCCGGAAUGCGUCUUUUUCCCCCCGGAAAGUCACAAAAUCGCAUCGGUCUUGAUGUGUAUAGUCAGGCACAUCAAAAUUCGCCUCUGAAUAUUUCGUAAUUUCACGUUCUAUAUUCGCAUCGGCCCCCAUGUGUAAGGACCUUUACUGUCAAGCUAAGUGGCUAGUGGCAUUUGCUGUGUAUUAAAUGCACAGCUAGAGACAAGUACUAACGUUUUCUGUCCAACUACUGUCACUUUUGAGCGUUUGUAGAGCAAAUUUUCCAAGAUAUAUAGUUUCUUUUAAAAAUAUGUAAUCGGUCUUAAUGAGAAUCCUGAAUGCAUUUUUUAUCAGAAAUGACGAUGAACACUUCCCGCUCGGUGCAACACUUCAGGGAACUUGUGUAGAAUGGUAAUGACUUUAUUGUUAUAGUUUUUAAUAAUUAAAACAUGCUUAUUAUUCAUGCCUAGUCACCAUAAAUCAUUUAAGUAAUUCGGGAGAUUGUGUUCUCAUUUCGGCGCGUCAUUACAUCCUGUAGGUAGCACCGUUUCUGAAACAGAAAUUAAAACUUUAAAUUAGUCUUGAGGAAAAAUCUUUGCAGAGGUCAGUGUGUACUGUUUUAAUGCUAUUAUAAUUUAAUGAAGUGAAAUGAAGUUGAUUAUACAUGGCCUGCAAUCAAGUGGCAUACAAUACAUAACAAUGAAGAGUGAGUCAGAAAAUUGCAUUACGGAUUCAGGGAGGCAGGGUGGACUAAUGGACAAUGUUUAAUUCAUACUGAGCCAAUAAAGAGUCAGCAGAGUGAUAUAGAGCGGGCCAAGGCAGCCUGGACAGAUGUUUGGCUUCGGUCUGACCUCGUGCUCUGCAUGUUUCACAGGUACACAAAGAUGAAGACAGCCACCAACAUUUACAUUUUCAACUUAGCUCUGGCGGACGCCCUCGUCACUACCACGAUGCCCUUCCAGAGCACCGACUACCUGCUGAACACCUGGCCCUUCGGUGAGGUUGUCUGCAAGGUCUUUAUCUCCAUCGACUACUACAACAUGUUCACCAGUAUCUUCACUCUCACAAUGAUGAGCGUGGAUCGGUACGUGGCCGUGUGCCACCCAGUGAAAGCUCUCGACUUUCGCACGCCGCUUAAGGCCAAGAUGAUCAAUGUGUGCAUCUGGAUCCUGUCGUCUGCUGCAGGGAUUCCCGCUUUUGUUCUGGGUGGCACGCAGACAAAGAGCGGUGAGAAAAUGAAUUCUUCUUUUGCUGAAUAAUGUUGAAAAGUUUUAGCAAAUAUUUCAAAAUAAAGACACCCGCAUUGACGCCAAGAGAGAGCAGCACUCUAUAUUCUAUCAAGUCCAUCUUUCAGUACAGGGUUUUCCAUUAACUACACAUCAUGCUUUUUCUUCAGGAAUAUAGAUAAUGGAUAAAAAAGCAAUUUAAGGCAAAAAAAUCCCCUUUUGAGUGCAGAUAAGCUGCCUCCUGACAGCUCACUAAAUUGGACACAGAGAAGCACAGAGGAGAAUUUCAUUUAUGAUAAAAGCUGAAGUGCACUUCAUCGCUUAAUUUACCUCUUCUCCUUUCCUCCUGCAGAAAUAACUGAGUGUGCCUUACAGUUUCCAGAGCCAUAUGUCUACUGGGAUACGCUGAUGAAGAUAUGCGUGUUUGUCUUUGCCUUCGUCGUGCCUGUCCUCAUCAUCACCGUAUGCUACUCCCUCAUGGUCCUGCGGCUGAAGAGCGUCCGAAUGUUGUCCGGCUCACGAGAAAAAGACCGAAACCUGCGCCGGAUAACUCGCCUUGUGGUAGUCGUGGUGGCCGUGUUUGUAGUCUGCUGGACGCCCAUUCACAUCUUCAUCCUGGUGAAGGCGUUAGUGAGCAUACCAGAGACUACAGCCAUCAUGGCCGCUUACUUCUUCUGUGUGGCUUUAGGCUACACUAACAGCAGCCUCAAUCCUGUCCUCUACGCUUUUCUGGAUGAGAACUUCAAACGCUGCUUUAAAGACUUCUGCCUCUCGGCUAAAUUUAAGGGCGAGAAGAUGUCAGGGAGCAGGAGGGUGCCCGGCAGUGUGCGGGAGAACGCCAUGCCCAUGGAGAACCAUGACGGGACUAGUAAACCCACAUGACUAGCAGUGGAACUGUCUUCAAUCUCACACAUUGGAAAAGAAGACUCGCAGGACCUGGGCCUAACCCAUGUCACGACGGCAAUGUAGAUUGAACUCUGUUACAGAGACUCUUUGUUUUUGGUUGAAACGAUGCCGACACAGAGAUGAUUUCAUUUCUUCUCCAAAUCAUCCGUAUUGUAUCCAGACACCUUCAUGACUGUGACCUCUUCACUUUACAGUUUCUUUCAUCAUUUUGAUUGAUUUUUUACGGUUUUCAAUUGGUGGGUUGGGACAAAGUUGGGUUGUAUGGUCAUUGUCAGUGGGUUAUUCUUUAAUGCACCUUUAAUAUUCAAAGACACAUUUCUUAUCACACAGAGUGCUUGCAGUAGUUGAAUACUUUAUUUACUCUCCAACACAGCAGGGGGCAGUAAUGCACAAUUAUGCUGGUUGAAACCAAGCUGUAACCUCUGGUGUUGAAUGAAUGAAGCCAAUGCAGAAGUGCAAAAAUGACCCAGUUCCUUUAGCGUCCACUUAAGAGUGACUCAAAAAGCCAAGAAAUCCAAAUUCAGUUCCAUACUGGAAUGCCCAGUAAUCGUGUUUACAUCCAGGUACAAAAACAAAGGUUGUCAAAACCAUAGACAUUAUAUACGUAGAUGCCUCAUUACGUGCUGGAGCGUAAUCCAGUUGUAAUAAACCAAACAGUGUGAAAAUCGGGCAGAGAUUCGGAGAGUUAUUAUUAAUAUGAUUGGGCAUUCCUACCUACCUUAAUGCAUUGGAGGCGCAUGGGGGACCCAUCCAAGAUGGCAGCUGCGCUGAUACGUGAGCUCCAAUAGGCAGCACCAGGCUUUGAGGCGUCUACGUAUAUUAUGUCUAUGGUCAAAACAGCUUAUUUCACUUUUCUUGGCUAUACGGGUCUGAUCUAGUCAGUGACUGGCAUUACUGAGCUUCAUAAUGCCUCUUAAGGAACCAAUGGGAGACAUCACAGGGACUAUCUAUUUAAAUCAACAUCAUAAGUGUUCGCAAACUGUGAAGCCAAAAGAUUUAGAGCUCCCCCUACAGGUUGGCUGAAGUAGAGGCCAAUAAACCUGCCUUUCUAAUGUUGACAGAUGAAACAUGGACCAAACUGUCCAACUAAAAAUAUAUAUCAAAUGAGAUUUUCUCAAAAUAUGGUUUCCGACAUUAAAACUAGAUGUUAUCAUACUGAUUUAUGUGCAAAUAUUUAUUUUUCAUACAUGUUUAGUUUUAGAUCAUUAUCAUGUUGUUUAUUCAUUAAUUAUGCAGACUAUAAAUUAUCUCAAUGAGUUGGGACACAAUGCAUUUGACAAAAAUUAAUUCAAUACCACAUUUAAAAGAUGUUUAUUAUUAAGUUUGAAAAAAAGAAAGCUCAUGAAAACUGAAAUUUUGUUUGGGUCAUAUUUUGAAAACUACGUUACAUCAGUUUUUUUAUGCUCAUGUGAUCCUCUUUUGUUUCUGUCUUUUUUAAUAAAACCACCAGGAUGUGCCUUUAAUAGUCCAGGAUGACGUGUUUGCAGCAGCAGGAAAUGACUGCAGUAAUGACUAUGGUAUCAGAUGCACAAAGGUUCAGGCUGUUAACACAUCAGCUGUGGUUUCAGCAUCAAUGUGCAAAAAUGCAUUUCACCUCUGUUAAGGAUCUGAAGUGUACUGAUGGACUAAAAUGUGAACCAAUGGAACAAUUACGGACUCUGGAGUUGGACUCAGAAAUAAACAUGAAAACAUACUGCGCUGCAUUGAACUGAAGAAGGCCAAGAAGAAAGCGGAAGAAAAGAUCCUGGACUUGAAUGUGCAUUUAAUAUUUGACAGAGGGCUCUCUAUCAGCUUUGACUCUGGAGUUUUCCAGUUUGAGAAGUUGUUUCAUUCAUAAUGUAUAAUUCAAUCACAGAGGCUGUUUAUGGCUACAGUACUAUACAUGUUGUCUACUGUUGCUGUUGAGUCUGAAAAUCUGCUCCAUCAGUGCAUUAUUAUGAAUAUUCUGAAAUCAAACACCUUCAACAGGUGAUGCAUACUACAAUUUACUCUAUCUCCUGUACAGUGCGAUAACAUGUGUACAAUACAUUGUUUUGUAUGAAUAAACAUUUUGCAAAAAACAUCUUCAAAAUGAACUGUAUUAGUAGCAUGCCAGUGAUCAUUGCAAUGAUAGUAUAAUACAACAUCUUCAGCCUAUAUGCUUGAUGGACUGUGCUGUUUUUUGAAUGUACUUCAAACAGGCUCUGUAUUAUAGGAUUGUAUAAAGUCAUUUUAGCAGCUUCUGCUCCAGUGCUUAAAGAAUAAAAUUUGCUCCAUUCAACA
Molecule: messenger RNA, 7997 nt
Organism: Xyrichtys novacula (pearly razorfish)
Lineage: Eukaryota; Metazoa; Chordata; Actinopteri; Labriformes; Labridae
Source: the annotation of a GenBank genome assembly